UUAAAUUUGUCUUCUUCAACAUUAACAGAGUUUGUUCAUUUAGAGCUAAUGGUAUCCUGGCUGGGAAAAGCCAGAUUGGCUUGAACAAGUGCAGCCAUACAAAAAUAUAAAGAUAUCAAUGUUUCUUGUCACUCCAAGCAAGGAUCAUGAUUCCAAUGGAUAUCGUCGCAUCUGCUGAUCAGAAUACAUCCCUCAUUUCCAGAUGUAUCACAACCAGAAACCUCAAGCUUGGCAUGGCCGUUCACUCUCAUCUCAUCAAAACAGCACUGACAUUUAUUCCCUUUUUCUCCAACCAUUUGAUAGAUAUGUACUCUAAGUGCAAUCAAAUCGAGAAUGCGCAGAAAGCUUUUGGCGACAUCCCCAUUAAGAACAAUCGCUCUUGGAACACUUUGAUUAGUGCUUAUUCGCAAGUGGGUUUGUUGGAGAAAGCUCGCCAAUUGUUUGAUAAAAUCCCUCAACCGAACCUCGUUGGCUAUAAUUCGUUGAUUUCAGGCCUAUUUCAUCAUGGGUUUUAUUCAGAAUCGAUAAAUGUCUUUAAAAGAAUGCAAAAGGAUAGUACUUGUUUAUGUUUAGACGAGUUUACGGUGGUUAGUAUAGUUGGUUCUUGUGCUUGUUUAGGCUUAUUAGGAUUGUUGCGUCAGGUGCAUGGAGCAGCAAUACUUAUUGGGUUGGAGCUGAACAGAAUAGUUUACAAUGCUUUGAUUGAUGCUUAUGGGAAAUGUGGUGAACCCGAUACAUCUUAUCGUAUAUUUAAUCAAUUGCCUGAAAGGGAUGUCGUGUCAUGGACUUCAAUGGUUGGAGCAUAUGCUCGGGCGUCUAGAAUGGAUGACGCUUUUCAGAUUUUCAUGGAAAUGCCAGUCAAGAACGCAGUUUCUUGGACUAGUUUGAUAGCUGGUUUUGCACAAAAUGGGCAGAGCCAUCAAGCUUUGGAACUUUUUGGACGAAUGCUGGAAGAAGGUUCCCAGCCUAGUGCUUUUACCUUCGUCACGAUUUUAAGUGCUUGUGCAGGCCUUGCUCUUAUUGGAAAAGGCAAACAGAUCCAUGGACACAUCAUUAGAAGAAGCAGUAGAAGUGAUUUGUUUAAUAUAUACAUACUUAAUGCAUUAAUUGACAUGUAUAGCAAGUGUGGAGAUAUGAAAUCGUCCAAGACAUUGUUUGAGAGGAUGCCAGAGAAGGAUAUUGUGUCUUGGAACUCAUUGAUUACAGGGCUUGCUCAAAAUGGGCAUGCAGAGGAUUCGCUCCACACAUUUAGACAGAUGAUAGAAGCAAAAACAAUGCCCAAUAAUGUUACAUUUCUUGGGGUGUUAUUCGCUUGUAGUCACAGAGGUUUAAUUCAUGAGGGACUUCAGAUUCUAGAUAUGAUGGAGAAGGAUUAUGGUAUAAAUCCAGAAUCAGAGCACUACUCAGUAUUGAUUGAUCUAUUAGGGAGGAAAAAUAGACUGAAAGAAGCAAUGGAAUUAAUUGAGUCAGCACCUAAUGGAUCAAAUCAUGUUGGGAUGUGGGGCGCACUUUUGGGGGCUUGUCGGGUCCAUGGGAACUCGGAUCUUGCUAGGUGUGCAGCAGAAGUUUUGUUUGAGUUGGAACCAACAAAUGCUGCAAGAUAUACCAUGUUGUCAAACAUUUAUGUUGCAGCAGAUAGAUGGAAUGAUGCCCAUGUAGUGAGGAGGGUCAUGGGGGAGAGAGGAUUGAGGAAAGAGGCAGCUCGAAGUUGGAUUGAGGUGAGAAAUUCAAGACAUGAAUUUGUAGCCAGAGCUGGGGACCAACAUCACAUAGAAGAGAUCAAUGAAUUGAUUUCUCAGCUGGAUGGUCACAUGAAGGAAGCUGGAUAUCAACCCUGCAACUCUUCUUAUUUUCUUGCUGAAGUUGGUGAUGUGAUAAUUAUGGGUUUUAUACACAUGUUGAUCUCAAAGCUUGAAAACAUUUCUUGCAUUUUCUCCUCUCAAAAAACUAUGCUUGAUCACAGCAACCAGGUUUCUUCUUUUAAUCCAGACUACCAAAUGGGCAGGAAUUAUGACAGCCAGGCAGAUGUAGAAUUCAAUUUCUGGGGUGGCAGUGAUGCUCGAUAUUAUGAGCAUUUCAGUUGCGAAGAUGGUGGUGAAAUGGAAUUUAGAGGGCAUUUGGAUGAAGAGUUGGAUGAUUAUUCAGUAGGAUUAUGGAAAAGAAGCACAUCAAGACAUGUUAGAAAUGAAACCUCCCGUUUACUACCCAACAAUCAUCGUUACAGUAAUAUUUCAAUCAGCUCGCAAUCACAAGCCAUUGCAGAAGCUAGGAAGGAGCUCAUGGAGAGGAUUCAUGACAUGCCAGAGUCUAGUUAUGAGCUCUCUUUAAAGGAUAUUGUUGAUGAGCAGCUUACUCUCAAGGGGGUGAACCAGGAGGAUGCAACUGAAGGGACUAGCUUUCAGUUCAACACUGCUGAGACUCAAAUCAUGAAACAGAGAAGGAGAAAACCAAAGAAUACUGAUAAGUCAGCAAAGAUUGCAAGAAGUAAAAGUAUGGAAAAAGAAACCUUCAUGAUCAAGAUGUUCCUACCUAUUUCUUUCUGCUGGAAGACGAAAGUGAAAGGAGGAAAUGGUUCCAAGGAUUCUCCAAGGCCAUUGUUUCAUGGAUCUGAGAAUCAAGUAGAUAAAGAGUGGGGCGUACAAAAGUUGAUGGCUGGAGGAGACGGUAAAAAAAGCAAUAGAACUAACAGCAGUAGCAGUAGCAGCAGUACUAGCACUGGCAGUAGAAACAGUAGCAGCAGCACUAGCAGCACUAGCAGUACUAGCACUGGCAAUAGAAACAGCAGCUCGAACAGCAGUUUCUCCCCGGGAUGCUGGCCUUUUUCCUGCACCAAGAAAACCAAACACAAGAAACAUACAGGACGCAUCUUCUGAAAGAGCACAAAGAUUGUUUUCAUGACAGCACCAACGGAAGCUUUGCAUGGGAAAUGGUACAAGCAAUAAAAAUUAACAGGAGGAUCAAUUUGGAAAGAAGUGCAAUAAAUAUCACAGAAGAACUCUCAUGGAAAUAGAAUUUUGAUGGUAUCCACCUUCCAAAAGAUGCAAAAAGUUUUGCAGGAAGCAGAUAAAAAUUAACUCAUGAAUAGACAAUCUGUAUAAAUGCAUUUUUCUGUAAUAUCUCCAAAUUGCCUGGGCAAUGAAGACAAUCACCCAACCCCUUUAUCACAAAGCAUGUUACCUCCUUUCCAGUUUUCUAUUUCUAGCUGGUUUUUGGGUCUUUCAACUGUUUCUAAAAUUAUUCCUUUCUAGCCAAAUGUAACAAGAAAAUAGCCAACUCACUAUUCCCAAAUACAGGUAGCCAAUCUCAUCCCAUGCAUGCACAUUUACAUGAAUUUUGCAUCAUUUGCAUAUAUCGGUGAUUAGAAGUAUCUACACAAACCAGCAAAUUCAAUUACCUGACCUUAAAAAUUGAAUGGCAAGUACAUUAACAAAUCCAUGACUUACAUUUCCACUUGACACCUGCAAACCCUAGACAAGUGUAUUUUGUUGCCUAAGUAAAAAUCCUAAGCUAUUACUCCCUCACCAUUUUCUUUAAAUGUGACUCCAUUCUUCUUGAUAUGUAUACAUUAUAUGAAUUUCUAUUCUAAACUGAAAUGUUUAAUUGCAGAACAUGAUGUGAAACAAACUGUCAGCUUAUUUCUAGUUAUCUUUGUCAUCUUCAGUAUCCUGCAGAAGUGCACCCCUCACUUUUGCCCUGUACAAACAUUUUAUGUGUCAUUGACAAGAGAAACAUAGGUUCAUAAGAGAAAUAAUAUGCACAAGUACCUGCGAUAUGCAGGCACAACACGGUUAGCAACUUUCUUUGAGACUGGAUCUCGAGCUGAUUGCUUGUCUGUUGAAGAAGAUGCCAGAAAACUGUAAUUUCCUCCCUCUAGAAAUUAUCAAAGUUAACUUGCAAAAUUGUUCCAGUUUUAGCAGCUAGCAAAAAUGUCAAGACAUGCAAAUGCAAAAAUCAAGACCAGUUUGGACUUAAAGAAAUUAUGCAGCACAACAACAACAAUAUUGGAACAGCAGCUGGCUCAUGGUUAACCAAAUCCAACCAGCAAGACAAGUCCUGGUCUAAGAACAUUGCCACUACAAUGUGUACAUUGACUAGAUUAUAGAAAUAACUCUUGGUCCUGGUUCAUAUAUUCUUUGUGGAUUCUCUUAUUAUUUGUUAGAUUCCACUAAAAUAUGCCACUUGCAAGCAAA
Messenger RNA from Manihot esculenta (cassava), 4190 nucleotides. RefSeq names its product pentatricopeptide repeat-containing protein At2g21090. The coding region runs from base 147 to 2873 and encodes 908 amino acids. Gene Ontology annotation, biological process: RNA modification. Gene Ontology annotation, molecular function: protein binding; RNA binding. The record is from RefSeq and is a predicted model, not a curated record. The transcript is spliced from 3 exons. Lineage: Eukaryota; Viridiplantae; Streptophyta; Magnoliopsida; Malpighiales; Euphorbiaceae.